AUGGUUGCUGCUGCUUGCAUUUGCAGUGUCUCACAACUCACAAUGGUUUCAUGGAAUGCAAAGGGUCAACCAAUUGAACCUGGUGGAACAAUAUUCAUUAGUUAUCUCGGGUCCAUUGUCCGAUCUAACAUUCCUAUAACAUGUGAUAAUUGGAAAGUUUCGACUCUAAGUGCCUAUAAGAACAUGGUUUGGAAGGAUAUACAAUUAACUUUUAAUGUUGAUGUAUCACACAAGAAACAUGUACUAAAGGUGGCAGGUAAAUUGCUUAGGAAUUUUAGAACUUACUUGGCUAAUUGUUAUCUAAAGGAUGAGAAUGGAAAUUAUUUAGAUAGUCCACCUAUUCAACCUCCUGAGCAGUAUGCAUCCAUGAUCACUGAGGAUGUUUGGAGAAAAUUUGUUGCAAAACGUAUGGAUGAAUCUUUUCAGGAAAUAAGCAAAAAAAACAAGGAGAGGGCAUCACACUCUAAUAAGUACCCUUAUAGGGCCUCACGUAAGGGGUAUGCACGCCUCGAGCAAGAAAUGAUAAAGAAAUCAGGAUCAAAUGUUACAAGUGUUCCCCGUCAAGAAUUGUGGAAGAAUGCUCGUGUGAACAAAGCUGGAGAAAUUGAAAAUGAAAAUGUUCAACAAGUAUGGGAUAAAUGUGAAUUGUUAUCACAGAGUAUACAUCCAGAGGACAUAACUGAUGCUCGUUCAGACAUUCUUUCUCAAGCUUUAUGUGUCCCAGAGUAUCCUGGUCGUGUUAGGGGUGUGGGAUUUGGAGUCACUCACAAAGACUAUUUUCCACCAAAAAAGCGACACAAACAACAGGAGCAUGAUUUAUUAAUUGCUCAAAUAAGAGACAUGAGUGCAAGAAUGGCACGAAUGGAAAAAGAGAUGUUGUCACUUAGACAAAAGGACUCAUCGGAUAGUACAAAACAAUUUGAUGCUUGUAACAGUAGUGGCAAAGGGAGUUGCACAAUCCCAUCUAAUAGCUUUCAUGAGGGGGUCUCAUGUUGUAAAUUAUUUGUAUCAUCACCGUUACUUUGCUUGGUUGCCCAUGGAAAGUUGCAUAAUAUUCAAAGUGAUACAUUGCAUGGGAGAUCUCUACCGCCACUAAUUAAAAAAACUCAUUAA
Cajanus cajan (pigeon pea) is the source of this 1113-nucleotide messenger RNA. The record is from RefSeq and is a predicted model, not a curated record. Lineage: Eukaryota; Viridiplantae; Streptophyta; Magnoliopsida; Fabales; Fabaceae.